Suillus subaureus is the source of this 393-nucleotide messenger RNA. RefSeq lists its product as uncharacterized. The annotation marks the transcript as partial. The record is from RefSeq and is a predicted model, not a curated record. Lineage: Eukaryota; Fungi; Basidiomycota; Agaricomycetes; Boletales; Suillaceae. The transcript has 2 exons.
AAACAGAUGUUUGCCAUAUUCAACAAAUCUGGGAUCUUUAUUGCUGCAUGCCACCAUAGGUUUGUCCUUCUCACUUGUGAUAUGUCUAGCACUAAAUAUCAUUUGGCCAUAAUUGAGCACCUGCUAACAGUUUAUAGGCAAAAUGGUGCCCACACAUACAACAUUGGCUGUGCAUUUGCCAAGACACUGGCAAAUAGUACAUUAGGACAACAUGCUAGUUCCCUCAACUUGCAGAUGAUGGUAGGAGCAUUUCAUGGCCACACCCAUAAUCAACAAUGCCAGUUAGACUGCCAUCCUAUGUAUAUUGAAGGCACUGGACAUACAGAAGGUGAGGGAUGCAAACAUGUAUUUUCCUCAUCAAACAAGCUUGCACAAAGCACUUGCCACACUAAC